Coccidioides immitis RS is the source of this 2523-nucleotide messenger RNA. RefSeq lists its product as uncharacterized. The coding region runs from base 1 to 2523 and encodes 840 amino acids. The record is from RefSeq and is a predicted model, not a curated record. Gene Ontology annotation, cellular component: NuA4 histone acetyltransferase complex. Gene Ontology annotation, molecular function: protein binding. Lineage: Eukaryota; Fungi; Ascomycota; Eurotiomycetes; Onygenales; Onygenaceae. The transcript has a single exon.
AUGCCUUCCUUGUCGUCUUACACCCCGUUCGAGUCCCUUUUGUUCUUCCAGUCCCUCGCUGGACUCGAUAAGCGACCGGAGAACUUCUCGUCGAUCUCGGAUCUCCUCAGGACCAACCCGUUUAUCCAGCAACAUGCGGCCUUCGACAUCAACCGGCUGACGCCCCAGGCCCUCGAGGAGCUGUAUGCCGAUCUGGUAAAGGGAGCUGGUGGAGGAGAAAUAUCGGCCAGGAAGAGUCCGGAACAGCAGUUGCUGCUUGCAAACGGCCAACAAGAUGGGCUGGGUUCCCCGCCCAGCCCCAAGAAACGCAGGCUUACUCCGCCCGGAGGAGAUGGAGAGUCGCAUUCUACAGUGAUAUCUGGUUUGGUUUCUCGUUUGUAUGCGCGAUACAAGGAAUUGGUCACAAAGGAGAUUCAGGAGGAAGAACGCAGGUACAGAGACCUGAACAGUGAGCUGAGCAAGAUACAGCAUGAGAAAGAGACCGAAUCAGCAGCUUUACCCGCUGGUGCGCCCCAGGUCGAGCCGCAGCCAAAGCCCGCGCAUCUGCCAGGUGACGUCCUGCAGCAUCAUGUUAAGCCGCCUGAAGCCCGUGUUGACUCUCAGACUUCCCGUGAAUCUGGAAAUGGACUGGGUAUAGUACGUGACCUUCCCCAGGCUAUACCGCCUAGACCUGAGACAAACCCUCCGAUUCAUCCCACACCGGAUUCGAACCGCCAGCCUGUACAGCAAGCUGUUCCCAGAGUUGUCACCCAGUAUCGCUUCGAGAACAAAACUCCACAAUCCAUGCAGGCCCAGCAUCAAGGCCCGCCGUGGGUAAACACAAGUCAACAACCUGCUGUGGGCAUUCCGGCUACCGCGACAAACCAAGCCAAAAAAGGGCGCACUCCCAUUCAACCCAAUUCACAGGCUCCGGCCUUCUCUGGUUCACCGUCCAGUCCCCACAUUGCUCCAACCCCGGCCGCCGUCAUAACUCCUCGAGAACAAGCACGACAGCCCCAGAUCAUCUCUUCUUCACGGUCCUCCCCACCGAAACCUGUGAUGCAAGGGAGGAUCAUACAGCCAUGGUCCAUUCACGCCCUUCCACAGCCACAGCAGGUCUCUUUGUAUGCGAACGCGCCGCAACCAACUACCCAGGCUCCAUCUACGCCAGUUCAGGGCCCACAGGGUUUAAACAAUAACAAUAAAAGCUUAAACAAAACACCCCAGAAUUCGUUCAACGUACCCUCUAAGCAUUUACCCAGCCAGGCUAGCAUUGGCCCAAAACUCGCGGCCGAAGCAAGCAACUUACCACAGAGCAUCGCUACGCCAAGUCCUGGGAUUUCAAGAGCGAAUUCUCCGGCUUUCCCCUUUGGUCGACCAUCCCUUACCUCGUUGCUCCAGACUUCAAGUGCCCGCACACCGUGGAAGAAGUUGGGUUCGCUUGAGAUUCCUCGACGCCCUGGAUCUCCUAUGCGACCACGACCCGAGGAUAUAAGCCCAAUUAGUGAACCGGAACUAUCUCCCAUGGAUAAAAUAGGGUUGCCUGCUGAGACUCCUCGAGGGUUGGAAAAGGCGAAAACGGACUUGGAAUCACCUGCGACAGGCACUCGAAGCAGGAAAACGACCCCAGCUCGUCGGAAAGGCCGGAGUAAUAGCCCUCUAUCGCCCUCGACCAUACAAACUCGACGCCGCGCGCGCUCGAAUACUGGCCGUGACGAUGAAACUGAAAGCAGCAAGAUCAAAAAUGAAUUACCUAGCACUCCUAUCAAUGAUGAUAUGGACAUAGAUAGACGGACUUCGGAAAGACUGACACGUUCGUCUCUGAGUGUCUCAGAUGACAGGACUAGGUCAAAACGAAAACGUGCACCAACUGACACUGUCAGUGCGGAGGACGGUCAAACAUCUCCGCAGCAUGUUCUUUGCACCCGGAAUUUCCCACGAACAUGUGGGCCCGUCAUGAACGAUAUUGCUGCCCAUAAGCACGCCUCCAUUUUUGCAAAGCCGUUGACCGAACGGGAUGCUCCAGGAUACAAGGACCUCAUUUACCGCCCGCAGGAUAUCAAAUCGAUCAAGUCAGCCAUCCAUCAGGGAAGCAAAGCGGUCGCUGCGGCUUCAGAAGCACUCAGCGCAUCCGGCGCGGAAGACGAAUUGUCCGGGACUUCGAAGGGAAAUGGGUUGAUUCUGAAAAGGACCGCUGAACUAAUGCCGCCCAGAGGAAUAGUCAACUCGUCUCAGUUGGAAAAGGAAUUGAUUCGGAUGUUCGCAAAUGCUGUGAUGUUUAAUCCAACACCAGAAAGUACAUUCGGACCCGCAUUUUCCAUGCGGAGCGAGUUUGCGUCUCGGGAGCAAACGCAGGCCUUGGAACCGGAGGAAGGCGGUAUUCUUCACGAUACAUUGGAAAUAUAUGAAGAUGUUGAGAGAGCUGUGUCGACAUGGCGUGCGGCGGAGAGGGCUGUUGAUGAUUUGGGAGGUAAAGGCAGCACUUCUACCCUGAGGGGAAGCACCGGCGACGGCAACGUAGAGGGUGCCGAGGAUGUGAAAUAG